Molecule: messenger RNA, 420 nt
Organism: Aspergillus udagawae
Lineage: Eukaryota; Fungi; Ascomycota; Eurotiomycetes; Eurotiales; Aspergillaceae
Exons: 3
Coding region: 1-420 (139 amino acids)
Molecular function (GO): monooxygenase activity; heme binding; iron ion binding
Source: RefSeq, a predicted model, not a curated record
AUGGAAGACCUUUACCUUGGGGAUGCAAAAGGGCCGAAUACCAUCGCCCAUGACGUCGGCAUAUUCAGGACGAUCAUUCACAGCAAGAAUAUCCCCGCAACAGAGAAGAGUAUUCGGAGGCUUACUGACGACGCCAAAUUCUUGAUGAAAGCUGGCACGGAUGCCCCGUCCCAGGUCAUGGCUAUUACAAUGUUCCACGUUCUUCAAGAUAACACCAUAACCGAGAAACCAAAACUAGAACUCAAGGCCGCUAAUCCAAAUCCAAACAUUGGGCUUUCCUUGGAAACCCUGGAACAGCUUCCGUAUCUGUCGGCCAUCAUAAAAGAAGGCAUCCGUAUUUCUUCGAUUGUGAUUUCUCGUCUUCCGCGCAUUGCUGAAGAAUCUCUCAAAUAUCAGGGAUGGGAUAUCCCUCCUGGAUGA